This is a messenger RNA of Triticum urartu, 3002 nucleotides long. NCBI's taxonomy places the organism in Eukaryota, Viridiplantae, Streptophyta, Magnoliopsida, Poales, Poaceae. The record is from RefSeq and is a predicted model, not a curated record.
UUGCGCUUGUUGGUGAACUCAAGAUCAGCUCCUCUCCCAUCCCGUUGCCAUUCACAUACACUAGUUGUUCUCUAGCUCGUCCAAACAAUAUGGCUGUUGAGCUUGGGCAUCUCGCCCGAGCAGCCGCAGCAAUACUUUGCCUGUUGAUUUUCCAUGUUACACCGUCUGAUUCCCUUGCUAAAGCGAGGGUAUCAGGUGGGACUGGAACCUGCAUCACCAGGGAGCGGGAUGCGCUUCUGUCCUUCAAGGCAGACCUUCUCGACCCCACUGGCCGUCUCUCGUCAUGGCAUGGCGAAGAUUGUUGUCAGUGGGAGGGAGUCCAGUGCAGCAGCAGAACAGGUCAUGUCAUGAAGCUCAACCUCCGCAACACCUACGAAAAUGGCUACAAGUACAACAGCCUGAAACUGGAAAGAGAUGAGAUGAGCUCCUCUUUGGCUGCUUUGCAACAGUUGAGGUAUCUUGAUCUGAGUUGGAAUGACUUCAAUGGCGCAAGCAUACCUGCGUCCAUGGGCUCUCUGGAGAAUCUAAGGUAUCUCAACCUCUCGAUGUCAGAUUUUAGUGGGACAAUACCUUCCCAACUCGGUAAUCUCUCAAAUUUGAAAUAUCUUGAUGUUGGUGGGGAUAACAAUUCUUUGCAAGCAGUAGAUCUUGCAUGGUUGUCACGUCUUUCAUUGUUGACUUAUCUUGACUUGAGCUAUGCGGACCUUAGCGAUGUGCGGGAUUGGGUUCACGUGGUAAACCCGCUUUCUUCUCUCAAGGUGCUUUACUUACAAUAUUGUGGUCUUAGCCUUACCAAUACAGUGCCUGCUAGUUCAAAAUCAAACCUCACACAUCUUCAAGUCCUUGAUCUAUCAUACAACUGGUUUAACACAUCACUAGAGCAAAACUGGUUCUUCUGGGAUAUGAAAAGCCUUAAGGAGCUUCACCUCUCCUAUUGCGAGUGGCAUGGACCUAUUCCUGAAAAACUAGGAAACAUGACAGCCCUUCAAGUCAUUGAUUUCAGUGGGAAUGGUCUUGUGGGUUUGAUACCGAGCAACUUAGAAAAUUUGUGCAAUUUGGAAGUGCUGAAUUUAGAUUAUAACAACAUUAAUGCAAGCAUAGGAGAAUUCAUGGAUCGACUUCCAAGGUGCUCAUGGAGUAAAAUACAAGUCUUGUCAAUGUAUAAUACAAAUCUAACCGGAAAACUACCAAUCUGGAUUGGGAACAUGACCAGUCUUAGUGUUAUUUCAGCCAGUCAAAACAUGAUAACUGGUACUGUACCAAUGGGAGUUGGAGCACUUGGUAACUUGACAGUGUUGGAUCUCAGCAACAAUAAACUUGAUGGUGUGCUUAUGAAGGAGCAUUUUUCAAGCUUAUUUAAAUUAGAAUAUCUGGAAUUGGGAGGCAACUCCUUGAAAAUAGACAUCGAACAAAACUGGGUUCCUCCAUUUGGACUAAAGUCCAUAGACUUAGGGUCAUGCCUAGUGGGGCCCCGUUUUCCGGAGUGGAUUAGAUGGCAGACUGAUGUUUAUUCUCUUUGUCUUCGAAAUGCAAAUUUGGAUGAUGUCAUUCCUGAGUGGUUUUGGGUGACAUUUUUCCGAACUAAAUUCUUGGAUGCAUCGGGAAACAAGUUGCAUGGUUCCUUACCGGCAAAUCUACAACACAUGUCAGUGAGAAUGUUAUAUCUUGGGUCCAAUAUGCUUAUAGGUCAAAUUCCAGGGCUCCCUGUAAAUAUAUCAUAUUUGAAUCUGUCCUCAAACUCUUUCUCAGGGUCAUUGCCAUCAAAGCUAAAAGCUCCACUGCUUGAGCAGUUGUUGCUGGCAAAUAAUCAAAUUACAGGCACCAUUCCAUCAUCUAUAUGCCAAUUGACUGAACUGCGACGGUUGGAACUAUCAGGAAACAAUUUAACAGGAGAUGUUAUGCAGUGCUGGAUGGAGUCAGAUAGCAAUUCCUCAGUAUCCAACACAAACUCUGCGGGUCAAUUUGGUUCUGUCAUGGUUAGUCUUGACUUGAGCAACAAUGAUCUCUCUGGUGAAUUCCCUAAAUUUCUUCAGAGUGCCAAAAAUUUGGUAUUCCUUGAUCUUUCAUUCAAUAGGUUCUUUGGAAUAUUGCCAAAGUGGUUACCAGAAAAAAUACCACUGUUGCAAAUCUUGAGGGUGAGAUCAAACAUGUUUAGCGGUCAUAUUCCUAAGAACCUUACUGACCUUGAAAGUCUUUAUCAUUUGGAUAUAGCCCGUAACAAUAUUUCUGGAAGCAUACCAUGGUCACUAUCAAGCUUGAAAGCAAUGAGAGUCAUAUCUCGGAAAAGGUUAGGCUAUGAUUUUGAGGAGAAUGAUUUAGAGGUGAGUGAUUUUGAGGAGAGCGUACCAGUCAUUACAAAAGGCCAAACACGUGACUAUACCUUUGGCAUAUACGGGCUAGUGGUGAAUCUUGAUUUUUCAUGUAAUAGUUUAACAGGACAGAUUCCAGAGGAGAUAAAAUUGCUGAUUGGGCUCACCAAUUUGAACUUAUCAAGUAAUCAGUUGAUUGGCAAAAUCCCAAUUCAGAUUGGUGCUCUAAAGCAGCUAGAGUCCCUCGACCUAUCCUAUAACAAGCUUUCUGGUGAAAUCCCAUCUGGUUUGUCAGCUCUAACCUCUCUAAGCUACUUGAACCUGUCAUACAACAACUUAUCAGGCAUGAUACCAUCCGGGCCCCAGCUACAAGCUCUUGACAACCAGAUUGAUAUCUACAUCGGCAACCCCGGUCUAUGUGGCUACCCUCUCUCCAAAAACUGCUCUGCUAGUACUACUGAUGCAGAGCCAAGUGUCGACCAUGAAGAUGUAGAUCAUAUUUCAUAUCUCUACCUUGGGAUGGGCAUAGGAUUUGUGGUCGGCCUUUGGGUGGUGUUUUGCACCAUGUUACUGAAAAGAAGCUGGACGAUUGCUUACUUCCAGAUCAUUGAUAAGCUGUAUGAUGAGGUUUAUGUACGAGUGGCUAUAACUUGGGCUCGCCUCAUGAAGAAGACCCACGACGACGCAGUGUGA